This is a messenger RNA of Linum tenue, 408 nucleotides long. NCBI's taxonomy places the organism in Eukaryota, Viridiplantae, Streptophyta, Magnoliopsida, Malpighiales, Linaceae. The record is from the annotation of a GenBank genome assembly.
AUGGUACCAAUUCACGCUCUGAUAAUCCGGCGACUGGCGUCGCUACACUGGCGGCUCUUCCUCCAGGCGGCGGCGUGGACCACUCUCCUCAGCUUGACCGUCGCCGUCGCCUCCUUCGCCCCGGAAUUGGCCUUCGUAUCCUCCGUCUCCUCGUCGUCCUCCGCCCCCUCCGCCUCCGCCGCGCGGUGGCUGUUCUCGCGGACGGCGCCGGCGUGUACAGGGGCGGGAAUGGUGGGGCUGCCGAUCAUGGAAUCGCCGAGAGAGGUGAUCUGCCUGCCGGGGCACAUGGUGAAGAGGUCGAAUUGGGAUUUCUUCGUGCCCACCGUCUUCGCCGCCCUGGUGGUCAGCGGAUCCGCCUGCUUGGUCCGGUCUCUGGGAUUGUGGGGCGACGUGGUUCGUCAGAACUGA